Bursaphelenchus xylophilus (pine wood nematode) is the source of this 747-nucleotide messenger RNA. Lineage: Eukaryota; Metazoa; Nematoda; Chromadorea; Rhabditida; Aphelenchoididae. The record is from the annotation of a GenBank genome assembly.
AUGUGGGAUUCAUAUAAACUUUAUCUUGAAGAACAACAAAAACUGAGGACGAAACGAGCUAAGAAGCCGACAGAUGACGAAGCAAAUAGUGGUUCUUGUAAGUGUUUUAUUCAUACAAGUCGAACGUCCUUGAUCUGAUUUCAGUGACACCUAGUCCUCUUCCUCCACAACAGCAGGAGCCAGAACCUUCCCAUGGAUCGCCAAGUUCUGCAAACGCCCAAAAAGCUAAUGUAGCACGUACUUAUCAAAAUCAACCUGUGGAAAAGAAGAGACUUACCACUGCCGACCUGCCUUUUUCUUUCUCAUCUCUCCUCGAGGUUUGUCAAGGGGUAGAUCAAGACAUGAACGAUGAAGAUAUUGAUGUUUUGUUGGUGGAAAAUCAAGGAGUGGAGGCGGUAUUCGAAAUCCCGGACUUAGGGGACUUUACCCAAUGGCCCGAGAAGAAGGUACGUUCGUUUUUAGAUAAUCAUCUUGUUAUUACUUCAGCCGGAGACAAACGAGCCCUUUUCCAAUCGUCGUGAGGUUGCAUUCUUCCAUACGACGUACCCGGAAAGCCAAGAGGAUCCGUAUUCGAUUGUUUUUGGACCCAAUCCAUCAGAGGAGGCCUCCGAGUUUGUAGUAGAUGAGAGCCAUCCGAGGUGUCUGUUGAAUAAGAUGAUCAAACCGGUUGGCAUCACUCAUCUGCGUCGAAUGCGAAUGGAAGAAGCGGCGCGUCGUAAAGCACGUCCAAUUGCAUUUCCCCGUUAA